AUGAGCCACGCCACGAAACCCUACACUCCCUCCGACCUCGAGCACGACGAGGAAUUCUGGGAGUGCCUGAAGUGCUGCCUUGACACCGAAGAGAGCAGGCGGCAGAUCCAGCUCAUCCGGAAUAUGGCUCGAUACUGCAUCGAGCACAGCGACCUCGUAGAAGUGCGAGAUGAAGACGAGGAUGAUGCACCCAUCGGUGCAAAGCGAAAGCGAGAUAACCAGCCUAUGCAGGAGGAUGAGAGCACCUUCGCCCUCCGCUGCCCCGACACGAUGCAGCUCAACCUCCGCAACCACUUGCACAGGCUCAGGCCCUGGGCUAUGCCAGCCUUCCUAGAUGUCAACUCGACCAAGAAUUACUUCAAAGUGGCUGCGGCAGAAUGGGACGAGUUCCUCGCUGUCAUGCAGCGCACGGCAAUCGACGGGGCGCUGUUCCGCAAGUGCAUCAAGGGAUGGAUCACGCAGCAAUCCACACCUGGGAGAUUCAUCUGUGUGGUCUGUGGCAGGCCCUCCAUCGUCGACCUCUCCGCGAUGCAGGUUGAAACAGAGGGGAACGGAUGCGGGGUCUGCAUCUGCUGCAUCAACAUGGGUGGCCUUACCCCGCCGGGCUUCACCGACCACGCUGUGAAUAACAUGUUCUUCAUCCAGGCGCAGAAGGAGCUUGCCGCUCUGUAUCCCAACAUGAACAUAUCGCUGCAGAUCGACUCACAGGUGCAGGGUGCGGAGGUGGGCCACCUCUCCCGGCCUGACGCGACGCUGUUCUUCGAGUACAACUCACAGGCCACCGUGGUCUACGUCGAGUGCGACCCCGGCAUGAAGCAGAUCCGGCAGCAGGCCAUCCGUGACAAGGAUCUCCUCAAAAUCCAGCAGCUCUACAAGCCCACCACGACCACCACCCUGACGGUCAUGAUCCGGUACGAUCCAAAGAUCGACAGCAGGAUCAAUCACAGCAGCAACCUGUUCCGCUCUCUCUGGGAGAUCAUCCACAGCAUUGCAGACACCGCGUUCAACGGGCACAACUCAUCGGUCGUUCGGAAGACCGGCCGCGUGUUCCUCAACUAUGACUUUGGCACCUUCAAUAAGUUCGGUUACCGCAUGCAGGGCCUGGAUGACUGCUUGUCGAAUAUCCUCUCACCUCUGCAACAGAACGGAUACGCAGAGGCUGUCUGCAACCCCAUACCGCAGUAUGACGUAAAAGAUAUCGACCCCUGCAGCAACAUCGAUUUCUACAAGCACAAGCAGGUCUGGCUGCAGGUUGCCACCGACGUGCACAUGAAUCCGUUCUUCAUCGCCUUUGCAGGAUCCAACAUGAGGAUCGGGAGGGUGAAUGGGAAUUCCACACCGCCUGCAAUUCACCCAAUGCCACAGUGCCCGUGCGAUACCUGCACGGAUUCAACUCUCUGCAGAACACCGUGCAGCUCGACCCUUUCACCAUCCGGAUGGGAAAAGGGCUGCUGGUGCAGGCACUCCUCGUCCAGAGGCACGGCAUACUGUCGACAUACGACGCAAGGCACCUGCUCCCCACCCGCGCCAACGGGCCCAGGAAGAGGGGGGCAAGAUCGAAGAGAGUCAGGAACGUUGAUGAUGAAGAAGACGACGUUUAAUUCACGUUCAAACGAACUGAAUCUGCAAGGCAUGGCAGAGUCCGAUGUACAUCAUACUGCGUUCGUAGACGGCGAGAAACUCCAUUGGAUCGUACUCGGUGUUCAGAGUGUAAAACUCGAGCAACAUCCUGUUGUACUUCAAGCACUCGGCACGGAUGCGGAGCCUCUCCAGGAUCCUGUCGUUCUCCGGUACCUUGCAAUCUUGUAUUGGAUCGCCUGGAAGCGAUUGAGGUCAUAG
Molecule: messenger RNA, 1839 nt
Organism: Guillardia theta CCMP2712
Lineage: Eukaryota; Cryptophyceae; Pyrenomonadales; Geminigeraceae
Exons: 3
Coding region: 1-1839 (612 amino acids)
Source: RefSeq, a predicted model, not a curated record